CAAAUACUAGCUAAUUACACUCUCAUAAUAAACAAAAUAAAAAAAUUGAAGUAAAAAUAAUUAGAGAGAGGGAGAGGGAGAGAGUGGUUCACCCAACCUUACAUCAACAACGACAAGCACAGAAUCUCAAACGAAAAGGCGCACACGAAAGAAUCUUCCUAUCUUUCCCUUGUUUUCUUCUCCUUUCAUUUUUCUCCUUUUAUCUUUUUUAUUUCUUCUUCUCUUCUUUUUUAAUUAUUAUCAAUUAUAUAAAUUCCUUAAUUCAUUCGCUUCUUCAUUUACAUAUACACACACACUUUUAUUUUCCAAAUCUCUCUCUCUCUCUCUCUCUCUCUGCGAUUCUAAGUCUAUUAACUACCUAUGUUUCCAUUUUCGUUUUUCUGUUAUGUGGCCUUCUUCUCCCUUCUUUUGGCGCCUUCCUUUUGUGCUAGACCCACACCAGACACCGUAACGGUCUCAACCGCCGACCCUCGAUACGACACGUGGCACGAUUUCGCGAGGUUCCUCGAUGCCGGGAAGGGCAGCCAGGUCAGCGGCAUGUCGGAGCUCAAGAAAUACUUCCAGCGCUUCGGCUACCUCCCGACUUCCGAUACCAAUCUCUCCGACAUCUUCGACGCCAGAUUCGAGGCCGCCGUCAUUACCUACCAGAAAAACCUCGGAUUGCCCGUCACCGGUAAACUGGACUCCCCCACCGUCUCCAAAAUCAUGUCGCCGAGGUGCGGCGUCAGCGACGCCACCGCGGACACGCCUCCGUCGCCUGGAGUCCGCCACUUCGCAUAUUUUUACGGCAAGCCGAGGUGGGCCCGGCGGGCUCCCGUGACGCUGACGUACUCCUUUUCGCGGGCGUACACGAUCGACUACGUGAGCCCUUCGGAGAUUCGGAGGGUGUUCCGGCGGUCGUUCGCCCGGUGGUCGUCGGUUAUUCCGGUGAACUUUUCGGAGGUGGGGGAGUACUCGUCGGCAGACAUAAAGAUCGGGUUCUACCGGGGGGAGCACGGGGACGGGGUGCCGUUCGACGGGGUGUUGGGGGUGCUGGCGCACGCGUUCUCGCCGGAGAAUGGGAGGUUCCACCUGGACGCGGCGGAGACGUGGGCCGUGAAUUUGAAGAGGGAGAGGUCGAGGGUGGCGGUUGAUUUGGAAUCGGUGGCGACCCACGAGAUAGGGCACGUGCUGGGGUUGGGUCACUCGUCGGUGAAGGAAGCGGUGAUGUACCCUAGCUUGAGUCCGAGGACAAGGAAGGUGGACCUGAGGGUGGAUGACGUGGAAGGGGUGCAGGCCCUAUACGGGUCAAACCCUAAUUUCAAGUUUAGCACAUUGUUGGAGUCCGCCACUACGUCUUCGUCGUCGUCAAGUCAAGCUGCGGGUUUGAAAAACGGAUGGUCGGCCUGGCGAAGGGCUAUCUCUGCGGUGAUGGGGGUUUUGGUUUGGUGGCUUUGUGAUACGUGAUGGAUAUUUGGUAUAUUUUUUUCUCCAAUAUUUUUGGGGACAUAUAUGGAUUGGAUUCUUCAUAUAUACUUGGAAUUUUAUUUUUAAUUUUAUAAGUUGUACGUAGACACACAUACAGAAAAGGGUAAUAAAGGGGAGUAAUUUCCAAUAA
Molecule: messenger RNA, 1597 nt
Organism: Malania oleifera
Lineage: Eukaryota; Viridiplantae; Streptophyta; Magnoliopsida; Santalales; Ximeniaceae
Product: metalloendoproteinase 4-MMP
Exons: 1
Coding region: 361-1446 (361 amino acids)
Biological process (GO): collagen catabolic process; extracellular matrix organization; proteolysis
Cellular component (GO): extracellular matrix
Molecular function (GO): metalloendopeptidase activity; zinc ion binding
Source: RefSeq, a predicted model, not a curated record